This is a messenger RNA of Gambusia affinis (western mosquitofish), 3269 nucleotides long. RefSeq names its product L-threonine ammonia-lyase. Gene Ontology annotation, biological process: L-serine catabolic process; L-threonine catabolic process. The record is from RefSeq and is a predicted model, not a curated record. Bases 120 to 1709 code for a protein of 529 amino acids. Gene Ontology annotation, molecular function: L-serine ammonia-lyase activity; threonine deaminase activity. The transcript has 11 exons. Lineage: Eukaryota; Metazoa; Chordata; Actinopteri; Cyprinodontiformes; Poeciliidae.
GGGGCAGGCAGCUCGGGUUGGGCAGGAGCUCCAGUCAGUGUCCUGUUAUCCCUCGGACACGCAGCAGCCCAAGCAGGAGGGGGAUUCGGUUUCCAGCGCUCGGAGUUUCCUCGGUCAGGAUGAACUUUGCGGCCCAGUUAUUCUACUCCAGCUACCUGAGCGAACGACUGGAGCGUUUGUUUUCACCGAGGCCUGCAAUUAAAGUCAGCGAGGAGAAUGACCCGUUCUGGGCGAGGGAGGAACUGCGUCUUGGCCCCAGUCUACCAGGAGGCUCCUACAAACCCGUCUGUAAUGGCGCCGUGGGCCGCCGGCCGACUCUCAUUGAACCAGAGCGUCUCAAGGACUUUGGUGAGGAGGAACUUCUCAAUGGAGAUGUCAAGUACCACCAAACCAGCGUGGCUGGAACCCCGGAGAUGAAGCUCAUGGAUCCCCCCAAAACCAGAAGAGUGAGUGAGUUCAGGAUCGUCCCCAAACCUCCGGCUCAGUUCCUCCGAUUUGAGGACAUCAGCGCUGCAGCCUUCACGAUCCAGUCAGCGAUACAGAAGACACCUUGCACGUAUUCCAGACUGUCCAAGCAGUACGGAAUGGAGAUCUUCCUGAAGAAGGAGCAUCUUCACUACACCGGCUCUGUGAAGGAGAGAGGAGUGCUGUACCUGCUCACCUCCCUCACACAGGAGCAGCAGAGGAAAGGUGUGAUCGUGGCCACCGACUGUAACUUCUCCAUGGCCGUGGCUCACCAUGCGGCCGAGCUGAAGAUACCGGUGUUUGCCAUCAUGCCAUCAAGCUGCUCUUCUCCACGCCUGCGUACCUACAGAGACUACGGCGCCAUGGUCAUCUCGUACGGCGGCACCAGCCACGACUCCCAGAACCACGCCCGCUACCUGGCCAAAGAGAACGGAUACCUCUACCUGGAAGAGGAUGAGAGUGCAGCGUACCUAGCAGGACUGGGAACUGUGGGCUUGGAGAUCUUUGACCAGAUUCCCAAAGUGGAUGCAGUGGUUAUUCCUGCAGCAGGACAGUAUGGACUUCUGGCCAGCGCCGCCGCCGCCCUCAAAUACCUCAACUCCCAGAUUCUCGUUAUAGGAGUUGAACCAGAAGGUUUCCCUCUGCUGCUGCAAUCUCUGAAAACAGACGGCCCGAUCAGAAACCUACACAGCAACCCGAAUAAGAAGCUGUAUGGAGAUUUUAACGAGGGUUCGCUUGGUGCAAAUACCUUCCAUCUGUCCAAGAAACUGAUAAACAAAGUUAUUCCUGUCAGUGAGGAAGACUCUCUGGUGGCGAUGCUGCGAUUUCAGGAGGUGGAGCACUCCACAGUGGACACAGUGGGAGCCAUGGGACUGGCGGCCAUAUUGGCAGGGCAACUUCCAGAACUAAGAGGGAAAAAGGUGGUUGUUGUGGUGAGCAGCGCCAACAUGGAGCCGGACCUGGUGAGGCAGUGUGUGGACCGGGCUCUGGUGCUGGACGACCGGGUCAGUAAAUUCUCAGUUCAGCUGGGAGAAUGGCCAGGAGACAUGGCCAAACUGCUGGACGUCCUGUCCAGAGAGGACGUCAGACUGCUGGAUAUCUGCCAUCGCAGACACAGUGACAAGUCAGACGUCUUCAAAGCAAAGGUGGAGUGCGUGGUGGAAACAAGGGAUAAGACGCAAAGCACUCAGCUGCGCAAGACGCUGAACGAGCGCUACCCUUCGAUAUGCUGGCUGGACCGGUGAUCGAAACAAGAGGAAAGAAGAUGGAGUGUAAAUAAAUUUGGAAGGGAUUCCCAACACAUCCUUCAGUAGGACAAUAACCAACUAAUAACCAAUCUCUGGAUCUAGCUCUUAUCAGAAUAAAACACUCUGAAUUAGCAGCAGGUUGGAUGGUGUGGUUAGUUUCAAGAUAAUUUCCCAUUAACAUUAUACAAGAAAAGACCAAAAGUAAGGGUGCACAGAUUGCAGUUUCUUUAAAAAGCCAGACCUGCCGAUUCUAAUUUUGGCCGAUACCAGACUUUUUUUUGUCUGUUCAGCAAUCCACUCGCUCCGCCAUGAUAGGCGUCAAAACAACCAAUGCGCUCCUUUAAAGCUAGUCGAAACAACAAACAGCUUAAUAUCUCUUCUAUUUAGUUGAUUUCAGCUUAAAGGGUGCUGCACAAACAGACAAGGAUAGAAACCAAACUUGUCAUUUUAUUACAUAACUUAACGAGGAAAGAUACGGAUAGAAGCCGUCAAUCAUAACGACUGUCAGCUGUUAAUGAUUGUCAGCCCUCGGUGUAACCGCUGAAGUGCAGCAGAACAAAUCUGCUGCAAAUUACUUUUUACGAGGUAAUUACAUCAACGUUCAUAUACUGUGUAUGUAUAAUUAGAAAGAUAUCAAAUAUUGCUUUAUGGAGAAGGUGCGCGUUUAACCGUAACCAUGGAGACAAUACCACAGUCAUGUAGCCUAGCAUGUAUGGGAAAAAACUGGUUAGCAUCUCAUCUGUUGUACGUUUUUAAGGCUGCUCUGGUGUAAGGGGAAAUGUUUUGUUAUGUUUUUAUGACAUAAUGAUAUAAAUCAUGUGGUGUGAAUUCAUGCAAAGUCGGUAAUUUGAUCAUCACGUCAAGAGGGGGGAGGAAUGUGUCUGUUUCUAAGCUAACUAUUUACAACUUUUAUAAGUACAAGCAGGUGUGUUGCGUUCACAGACAAAUUAGCUUUGCUUGAAAAAGUAGAAACCAUGAAUAAACUGGCAAAAACAUUUUCCGUCACUCUGUUCAACACUCCCCUCCCUCAUUUCCGACGUCCAUCGUGGCGCCUCCAAUGAUAAAGGGACGUAGUGACAAACGGUCAGGACAGCGGUUGGUUUUAGAUCGUCUUCAUGUGUAAGUAUCGGCCAGUCUCACAAAAUUAAGGACAUCGGCGCAGAUAAAUUGUUGCACCCCCUAAAUAAAAGUAAAUAUUUUCAGAGUAUAUAUAUUUUUAAGAAGCUGUACAUACUUCUGUGUUUAUACACACCACUGUAGAAGUGUCAGAGAGAGACAACAAAAGCGAACAAAUUAUUUUGUUUUGUUGUCUGUGCAGAUUUUAUGAAAGAAAAAACUUGUGUAAUUUCUUAAGAGAAAAAGUGAGUGAAAAUGGCUUGGUGAGUUUUGUCUGACGGUUCCUGGGCUGCUAAAGAUGAGCUAACGUUGUUAAUGUCUUUCAGCAGAGGGCAAUGUGAAAACCUGUUGCUUUGAGAUGUAAAACCUGAGGUUGAGCAGUGCCCUGUCCUGCUGACGAAGCUAAAAUAAAACUGUGGUAAAUAUCCAAACAAUUUCAAA